This is a messenger RNA of Neltuma alba, 625 nucleotides long. RefSeq lists its product as uncharacterized. The annotation marks the transcript as partial. Lineage: Eukaryota; Viridiplantae; Streptophyta; Magnoliopsida; Fabales; Fabaceae. Gene Ontology annotation, biological process: protein targeting to vacuole; protein retention in Golgi apparatus. The transcript has 5 exons. The record is from RefSeq and is a predicted model, not a curated record.
AAGAACAGAUCAGUGUCGUCAAUGUUACUUGCAGGAUGACUUGGCAGGCAUUACCUCCAUUGACAGUAAACAGCGAACAACACUGCGGCUAAAGGAAGGAUUUGGCAGGGAGAGAGAGUUCAGUUUAUUUGAUCAUUUUAUUAGGAAGCACAGAAGCUCCAGUGACAAAUCUUUGCUGUAUGUUCAGAUUAAAACAAAUGAUCCAGGAUUUGGAUGGUCGGGGCCUGUAUGCAUAGCUUCCCUAGGACGUUUUUUCCUGAAAUUUAGAAAGAUAACUAACAAUUUCACAGUACCAGACAGUAACAUGACACAGUUUGCUGCUAUUCAUGUGGUGGAAGAAGGCUCUACUCUUGUCUUACAUUUCUACAAACCCCCAAAUCUGAGUCUUCCAUAUCGAAUCGAGAAUUGUUUGCACGAUUUAUCCAUAACUUACUAUCAAAAGGCUUCGUCAGAGCCCGAGGUUCUUGGAUCUACUACCAGUGCUGAUUAUGUGUGGGAUGAUUUAACUCUUCCUCAUAAACUAGUUGUCCGUAUUAAUGAUCGCCUGCAGUUACGAGAAAUUAAGUUUGAUAAGACAAAAGAUCAAGGGAUCAGAGAGCAACUUUCAAUGGGCUUAAUGGCAUAG